Molecule: messenger RNA, 1005 nt
Organism: Spathaspora passalidarum NRRL Y-27907
Lineage: Eukaryota; Fungi; Ascomycota; Pichiomycetes; Serinales; Debaryomycetaceae
Gene: GRP2
Product: Grp2p
Exons: 1
Coding region: 1-1005 (334 amino acids)
Molecular function (GO): oxidoreductase activity, acting on the CH-OH group of donors, NAD or NADP as acceptor
Source: RefSeq, a predicted model, not a curated record
AUGACUUCCACCUCAGUUUUCGUUUCUGGUGCAAAUGGUUUCAUUGCCCAACAUGUUGUCAAGGAAUUACUCUCUAAGGGAUAUACCGUUAUUGGUUCAGUCAGAUCAGAAGCGAAAGGUGAAGAAUUAAAGUCUUUGGUCAAGAAUGAUAAUUUCUCUUAUGAAAUUGUUGCUUCACUUACUGAAGAAGGUGCUUUUGAUGAGGUUCUCAAGAAACAUCCUGAAGUUACUGUUUUUUUACAUACAGCUUCCCCAUUCUCAUUCUCAGUUGAAGAUGUUGAAAAAGAUUUAAUGAAACCUGCUAUUAAUGGUACUCUUAAUGCCCUUAAUGCUAUUAAGAAGUAUGGUCCUCAAAUUAAGAAAGUGGUGAUUACUGCUUCAGCUGUUGCAAAUUUCGGUUUUGGUCCUCAUUUUGAUGCUGAAAAAGUCUACAAUGAAGAUGACUGGAACCCAAUUACAUAUAAAGAAAGCUUGGAAAACUCUUUCUUUGGAUACUUUGGUUCGAAGAAAUAUGCUGAGUUGGCUGUACACGAUUUCAUGGCUAAGGAGACUGUCAAUUUUGAUAUUUCUUUCAUCAAUCCACCUUAUGUUUUUGGUCCUCAAGCUUAUGUUGUUAAGGAUAAAGCUAAUUUGAAUCUUUCUAACGAGGUCAUCAACCGUGUUGUUAAGUUAAGUAAAGAUGAUACCAUUCCUGCUGAAGGUAGUGUGUUCGUUGAUGUUCGAGAUGUAGCUCGUGCUCAUUUAGUUGCUUUUGAAAAUGAUGAAACGGUCAACAAAAGAUUGCUAACUAUUGCUGGUAGAUAUACUCUUGAUACUAUUGCCAAUAUCAUUAACAGAUAUUUCCCCAGUACUACAGUUCCCAAAGGAGAUGAAUCAAGAAAUGACGAAAUUUACAAGAAUGUUCACAAGUAUGACAAUUCAAGAACUAAUAAGCUUCUUGGAUUUGAAUAUACAUCUCUUGCGGACACCAUAUUCGAUACUGUUGAACAAAUUUAUAAUGCUUAG